Xenopus tropicalis (tropical clawed frog) is the source of this 5307-nucleotide messenger RNA. It is a transcript of the gene disp3.2, whose product is annotated as dispatched RND transporter family member 3, gene 2. The record is from RefSeq and is a predicted model, not a curated record. Gene Ontology annotation, cellular component: membrane. The transcript has 22 exons. Lineage: Eukaryota; Metazoa; Chordata; Amphibia; Anura; Pipidae. The coding region runs from base 206 to 4192 and encodes 1328 amino acids.
AAGCCUGGCACUCUCAGUCAUAGGGAUAUUACAUGGUAUCUUGCAUUGUUCCAGGGAGCAGCACAAAAAGAACGAAUAAGAGUUUAUACAGGAGCAGCGGCCAGAUUCUUUUUGUAGCUCCCAUCAGUUCCAGUUCCAGUCUGGUGAUCCAAGGGGUGGCAACCAUUUGGGAGUCUCUACCUUGAAAGCAAGCGAGUUGCAGAAUAUGGACUCAGAUGACCCUCUGUUACAAGAUGCUUGGUUUGAUGACAGUGAACAUGAGGAAUCCCUGAGGUCUCCAAUAUGCACUAGCUGCCAUUCAAAGUCUAGACCUUUAAAGCAUAUCAUUCCUACUUGUGGAUUUUGGAACAUAGUAGGCUGGAUUUUUACCAAUUCUUAUUGUGCAGCAUUCUUGCUGGCCUUAGGAUGCUUGGUUCCAGUGAUACUCUCCAUUGUUAUGUUCCUUUAUUAUCCUACUCUAGACAUUGAUAUUUCUUAUAAUGCAUUUGAAAUUCAAAACCACAAAUCCUCUCAGCGAUUUGAUGCACUCACUCUUGCUCUAAAGUCCCAGUUUGGAACUUGGGGGAGAAACAGAAGAGAUGUAGCAGACCUUACAUCUGAAACAUUGCAGAGAUUGAUCUUUGAACAGCUGCAGCAGCUCCACCAGAAUGCCUCUCAGCAAGGCACUACUGUGAGAGUGAAACGCAGCUCUACUAGGCACAACACAACACAAAGUAUCAAUGAUACAAAAACAGAGACAUCGGUGUGCAUUGCUGGGAAUCAGUCUCGUCACCCAAGAGGAGAUUCUAAAAGGGAUAGUGCAGUAAAUUUUGUGACUCCUAUUACCCAAAGCCGUGUCCAUUGGCGCAUUGAGCUUAUAUUUUUAGCAAGAGGAGAUUCUGAGAAUAAUAUAUUUACAAAAGAACGCCUCAUGACUAUUCACAGUAUUGAAAGGAAGAUCAUGGAUCAUCCACACUUCAGAGAAUUUUGUUGGAAACCUCAUGAGACACUAAAGGACCUUCCACUUGGAUCUUACUCAUAUUGCUCACCUCCCAGCUCUUUACUAACAUAUUUCUUCCCCACUGAAAAAGGUGGAAAAAUCUAUUACGAUGGAAUGGGUCAGGACUUGGCUGAUGUUUAUGGGUCUUUAAAACUGGCAAUGACCCAUCCUGAAUUUUAUUGGUAUGUGGAUGAAGGACUUACUACUGAAAAUCUUAAAAGCUCUCUUCUUCGCAGUGAAAUAUUGUUUGGGGCACCACUGCCUAAUUAUUAUUCAGUAGAAGAUCGAUGGGAGGAGCAACACAGGAAGUUUCAAAAUUUUGUCACUUCUUAUAUUAAUAUCUUGUCAAAAGAAUCCACAAGUAAAGUGCAGGUACUUUAUGGUGGAACAGAUCUCUUUGAUUAUGAAGUAAGAACAACUUUCAACAAUGAUAUGCUGUUAGCCUUCAUCAGCAGUAGCUGCAUUGCUGUGCUAGUUUACAUCCUUACAUCUUGUUCAGUGUUCCUAUCCUUCUUUGGGAUUGCCAGCAUUGGCCUGAGUUGCCUUGUUGCCCUGUUCCUGUAUCAUGUUGCUUUUGAGAAACAGUACCUUGGAAUUCUGAAUGGCGUGGCUGCAUUUGUCAUUGUGGGCAUUGGUGUGGAUGAUGUAUUUGUUUUUAUAAACACUUAUAGACAAGCUAACCAGUUUGAGGACCCCCAGCUUCGUAUGAUUCACACUGUGAAAACUGCUGGAAAAGCAACAUUUUUUACCUCAUUAACCACAGCAUCUGCCUAUGCUGCAAAUAUAUUUUCCCAGAUUCCUGCUGUCCAUGACUUUGGCCUUUUUAUGUCCUUGAUAGUCUCUUGUUGUUGGGUGGCAGUCCUGUUUGUAAUGCCAGCUGCUCUUGGAAUAUGGAGCAUCUACAUUUCACCCCUGGAGAGUUCAUGCCAUUCCAAUUGUAGUGAAAAAUGUCUAAGGGGUAACAGUUUGGACAUUUAUGAGGAUCUGCUAUUGGCACAGGAUCCACCGUCCAGGUCGGUUCAGAGCACAGCCCAGUACAUAGAUGAUGAUAUCCCUCUCUUAACAGUAGAAGAUGAGUCUGUGACUCUGGAAUAUGAAGAUGUUCCUUUGGUUUCUGUCCAUCCUGUGGAACAAAAGACUGGCAGAGACAGAAGAGAUCAUUUGAUAUGGUGGCUGCAAAACAUUCUGCAUCACAGUGUGCUGUGGACUACAGCUAAAGGUCGAUAUAUCACUAUUGGUUGUUUUGUAGCAGUACUUAUCUUUUCUAUCGUUUUUGCCACUCGUCUUCAUCCAGCGAGCAGGGCACCUAUUUUAUUCAGACCAGAUACUAAUAUACAAUUGCUACUGGACCUGAAAUAUAACUUAAGUGCUGAAGGAAUAUCCUGCAUUACUUGCUCAGGCUUAUUUCAGGAGAAACCACACAGCCUUCAAAACAACAUACGGACCUCAUCAGAGAAAAAAAAAAGGGGCUCAUUCUCACAGUUGAGCGCACGAGCAGCUAAUAGUGACAAUGUACAUCAGGAUUUGCAAAGAACUGUGUAUAUUACAAGAUGCAAGUUAGAAGAACGGAUUACAAUAUAUAGGCUUUCUUACAAUGCCUCUUCCAUACCACCCUGGCAGCCAGUGCUUCCUGGAGAGGAUGAUGUCUCUACAUUUCAGGUAUAUAAGGUUCCUUAUGGUAACUUCACUUGGAAGCUGACAGCUUGUAUGUCCACCUUAGGCCUGAAUAGGGGGAUGUGCCCCAAGAAAUGGAUGUUAACAUCAACUGCUUGUGACACCAAAAGAGGCUGGAAAUUUGACUUCAGUUUCUAUGCUGCAGAAAAAGAGCAGCACUAUACAAGAAAGCUCUAUUUUUCUUUAAUACAUAAAAACCCUUCUCAUGGUAAAAUAUGUUCAUCUCCAGCAAAUUGCCUUGGACCAGAUGAAGCAAACAAAGGUUAUUUUUAUGUUCCCAUUGAUAAAGGGAGUCGGGGAAAAUUAUCUCUGACCUAUGGUUUUAACCCAUGUUUAAAUACAGGCUGUGGGAAACCUGCUGUUCGUCCUCUUGUAGAUACUGGUGCUAUGGUAUUUGUAGUGUUUGGAAUUAAAGGAGUAAAUCGCACUAGAGCUCCAGAUAAUCAUGUACUAGGAGAGCUGGGCAAAGUUAUCUAUGAUGACAAAUUUGACCUCUUCAAAGAGAUAGGCCACCUCUGCCGGCUGUGUAAAGUAAUUGCAAGCAAUUUAGAGCUAGUGAAGCGUGGUGGUGCACAGUGUCUCCCAUCAGGUUAUAGCAUAUCAUCCUUUCUUCAAAUGUUACAUCCGGAAUGCAAAAACAUUCCAGAACCAAACCUUCUUCCAGGUCAGCUCUCACAUGGUGCUGUAGGAUUGAAGGAUGCAAAGGUCCAGUGGAUCUCUAUGGCCUUUGAAUCAACAACCUACAAGGGCAAAUCUUCCUUCCAGACAUACAAAGAUUACUUAAAAUGGGAGUCAUUUCUACAAGAGCAGCUUCUUCUUCUCCCUGCAGACUCUGCCUUAAAACACGGAUUUCAAACAUGCGAACACUGGAAACAGAUUUUCAUGGAGAUAGUAGGAGUACAGAGUGCCCUGAAUGGACUCAUUCUGUCCCUUCUUAUUUGUGUGGGUGCUGUAGCUAUCUUUACCACUCAUGUUUUGCUGCUGCUGCCAGUACUGCUUACUAUCUUAGGCGUUGUCUGUCUGGUAGUGGCCAUCAUGUAUUGGCUUGGGUGGGAAAUGGGUGCAGUUGAAGCAAUUUCCCUAUCUAUCCUUGUUGGCUCCUCGGUAGAUUACUGCGUCCAUUUGGUGGAAGGAUAUCUCCUAGCAGGGGAAAAACUCCCACAGCACCUGAAUGAGGAUCCACUUGCGUGCCGUCAGUGGAGAGCAUUGGAAGCAGUCCGCCAUGUUGGUGUUGCCAUUGUAUCCAGCGCACUAACAACCAUUAUAUCUACCAUCCCACUAUUCUUUUGCAUCAUAGCCCCUUUUGCCAAAUUUGGAAAGAUUGUUGCAUUGAACACAAGCAUCUCCAUUGUGUACACUUUGACAGUUAGUACAGCCCUUCUCAGCAUAAUGGGACCCUGCACCUUUGUACGGAGCCGGACUUCAUUUCUCAAAGCAACAUUAUGGGUUGUCUUUUGUGCUGCUGGAAUUUUUGCCCUUUAUGUUUUAUUGAUGAAAGCUGGGCUGAAUAUCCCUGUUAUCAGUGGGUCCCCUCAUUAGUAUAAAUGCCCUUUGUACUGUGUAUAUAUUAAGCUUUUUCUAUACAUUUUUCUGAAGGCUAAUAUUUCAGAGUGUAAACACAGACAACACUCUACUUUUUUUUUACUAAAAUGCACUUUAUUUUUCCUUGAAAUGAUGCAUAUGACAGCAGGCAAAGAGUUUCUAACUGUCUCUUUGAAAACACUAAUCAACUAAUCAUAUCUCUCAUAUUUUCAUAGUAGUUUAAUUAAAUGCACAAUAUUUGUAGCCUUAAUUAGCAUCUAUAAUGAAAAUAGAAAAUUGCAAGCACAGAUCACCUCUGUCAGUUUGUACCUGUUGCUUUUCUGACCUUACUAAAGCUAUUUACAAAUUAUAAAGGCUUGCUAAAGCUGGUAAAAUUGGAUGGUAAAAGUUAUAAUUCAUGUCAGACAAAUCUGUCUGAAUGGUCUGGUAGGAAUUCAAAGGUAUCCCCCUUUUAUCACUAAAAACUUCACUUCCAGAGAAUCAAUAAGUAAAGCCCUUUUCCCAUUUGCCCCCUUUAUCUGAAGCUAGGAAAACACUAAUUUAGCCACCCACAUAUUCAGCAAAAGUGCUUUUUUAUUCCCUGGCUAAUAAUCUCAUCAUAACAGCAUCCCAAGGGCAUUGAAGUGGUGCUUUCCAGACAGGAAUUUUUAACGACCCUGUUUACAGCUCUUUUACAGUUUAUUAUAAACACUGCUAUUAAAAGAAUAAUUUGAGUAUAGACUUAAAACAUACACGAUUAACAUAUAACAGAUUAGAUAUAACAGAUAUUAUUAAAAGAGCCAAUCCAUCACAUAUAGUUAUCCAGAUUGCUUUGCCAAAAUAUUUAAGAACGAAAACUCUAAUAAUGUAGUAAGUCUGUACUUAUUGAACUUAAUAUAGCAGCCCAGAGGUUCAGCCUUAUAAUGUAAUGAUCCAGACCAUCAAAGUUUAACAAAAGAGCAUACCAUCUUUUGAGCAUCAUUGAGUCUGAAUAUGCGCAGUGCUUAGUGUGCUCUAGGUUGCUGUUGAGAAGGUAAACAUAGGUCUUGUUUGAUUUGAUUAAGUAACUAGCAGACAACAUUUCAAAAAUAUUUUGAUAACUAUAACUUCUGAAGAGUUACAAAGUGCCAUUG